AUCUAAAAUGAUACACUGAAAACUAUCAAUAUUUAUCGCAAUAGUUGCUUGCAAUAUCAAUAGUUAUCGCAAUAGUUUCUUUCAAUAUGUAACUUCUCUCACAAAAUAAAGCAAGCAGAGCCAAGUAAGCUAAGGCUAUUGUUUGCUUCAGAACAGUCAACAUACUGGCCCUUUAAUCAAGACAAUACCUUUAAGAUCCAACAAUUGCCCAAGUCUCAGGGUUGUACAAGUAACAGCGCAACAGUAACUCGCAAUAUAUGAUACAGCAAUGUUUCACAAUGAAGUCAAAGAUUAUCUUGACCUUUGAUGGACAUCGCACCAACAAUAGAUGUGGAAGGAUUUGACAAGAUACAUGCAAGUAUAAAGUUUCAUGCCUGUAGAAAGGGCACACUCAAUACAGCAGCAGAUAUCCAGAAAUGGCUGCCAUCUAUCAAGAAAGAAAUAGAAUUUUGUGUAAAGCAAAGUAUGGUAACAUGCUACCCAGAGGGAACUGUGCAGGAGUUCUUAAGUCGUGUGGAUAAACUCAAGGGUGAAUAUAGAGCUUUUAUCCGACGUCUUCGGGAGGUAAACCCAAAUCUACAAGCCACUCCAUGGACUGACCGCCCAUAUGCUGGCCAGAAGAGAGGUGCAGUCCGACUGUCUGAUGAGUCAUCUGAUGGAGUGGCUGCUGAUGCUGGUACUGCUAGUAAAAGGUCUGCCUUCCAGCCACUCACAACCCCUAUCUUAGACAGUGACGACAGCUUCAGACAGGAGUAUGGCCAUGUGGAGAGUCCACAGAUUAUCUACAGCGUGAAUACGGACCUACAUGACCAACCACUUGUUUUUUGCAAGGCAGGUCAAAGAUAUGGAGGGAACGAGAAUGGCUUGGUACAGUGUCCCCAUGGAGGGGAAGGUGAUGUGCGAACUUGUGAAACAGCUGAUGCAACUUCCCAGGGCCAGCUGGGGCUGGAGGACUCUUGGCAGUGUAACCAGGCAAGACAUGAUGGUGAAGAGACCAAAUGCAGUGUCCACAAUUCAGUGGUUGCUACAUGCAACAAUGUCCAGGCAGCGAAUGUCACACCAGGCAGCAUUCCAUCUCUCAAUCUGCCCUAUUCAGACAGUGAGGACAGCAGUGACUAGGCGUAAGCUGAAACUGAAUACAAGAACCACCCGUAUCAGUUCACUAUAUUCAUAGCACAUGAUAACAUCUUUUCCAGCAAGAGUUCAUUCUGAUUCAUAGUCAAGUCCUAUAUUUGAACUAUAUCAAGGGCUUGCUCAUAGUGAGAUGGAGAUUGUGACAUCACUUCCUCAAUGAAGAUUUGGCGGUGUAUGGGUCCAGGGAGUGUAUAUCAAAAUGGAUUCAAGAUAUAUAAAUACCCUGGAUACUUGAGGAUGGGGCCUAACAUAUUGGUUUUCUAUGUACCAGGUAAUUUGAUUUUCAACCAGGAAUAACCCUCUUGACCUUGGUCAUGACAGCAGGUGUGUAUGUAUUCAUGGCCUUUUUGAAACCAUAGCAGCAGUUUUGUGGAUACUUAGGAAUGAUGAUCAUGCCAUUUGUGUACAAAUGGUCUCUACCAGAGCAAUGAGCCUAUUAAUUAAAUAAUCUCAUUUGAUUGACUGAAUAUGAAACGGGCAAAUGUACAAGCAUAUGUGAGCAAAAGACAUUACAGGCUCUGAAGGGACUUGAAAUAUGAGAAUAUCUGUUUUUCAGCAACUGCUUGAUAAACAACUUCCUUAAAAAGACUAAAAAAACUGAAAAUAUCUUUGAUCUUCUGCUGUCAUGUUGUCUGUAUUAUAAUCUAUUAGCUUUUUCUACUGUUUUUCAAAAAACAGUGGAUGGGUUUGUUGGAAAGGAUUUGUUUCUGAUGGCAAGGGGGCUCAAACUGUGGGAUGGAUGAGUUCAAGGGUGAUGGAUGACAAGUACACAUCUACAAAAGGGAGGUAGUCCCCCGGGCAUUUCCCUUUUCAAUGUAUAAUGUAUUAAACACAUAUUAAUCAAACAGCAGAAUAUGAAUUAUUGGAUAGACAUUUCUUAAAAGUUGAUGGAUAACAAAGGUGACAAAAAUGUUUUAUGAAAUGUACAAUAAAGAAGUUGUUACUCCAUAAAACAUUUUUGUCUACUUCAGCAGAAUUUGGUUUGAAUGGAUACUGGGCCUGUGAUAUUUUGCUUAAAGAGCACGGAGCCAGAAAAGAAAGAUGGUACUGGGGUGUGGAAAAUCUAUGCCCAACUCGUGACGUAGGAUCGCCAGACAAGCAGAAAAAAAUCAGCUUCAGUUGUUCAUGGACAACCUUAAAAUUUAGGAGACCUUUAGUCAGUUUUGAUAUUCAUAAAGUACUAAAUACAGUUUUAUAAAGAACAUAACCAUCGCGAGUAUGUAUUGAUCUGAUAUCCAUUGCACUUUAGGACAAGCACUCUGAUUGGCUGAUCAGUGUGCAAUGUAACACAAUAAGAAUUCAUGGCAGGACGCACUGGCUGCUUAAAACAUGAUUUACAUUUAAAUUGGGCCUAGAAAUGAACAAAUUCAUUCUUUGUUGUUUGGAAAUACAUGUUAUAUUUUGUGAUAAAACACCAUUUGGGGCAAUAAGUAGACUUAAUGCCCUGAAAGUGACUAGUAUCAGUUGUUGGACUACCUAUUUGUGGAAGCCUCAGUGACAGAGUGGGUUAUAUCACUAUCAUUGUGUGCUGGUGAUUAGGUGACUCACUCUGGGAAUGCAUUGUUUAUUCAAAGUUAUUUUUACUCUAUAGUUGUCAAGGGACAAGUUUAAAAAUUUGAUAUUUCCACACCCCUGCUAGCAUGCAUUAUUUGUGAGUGAGGAGGUCCAUCUAGUAACAUGGAUCUUUUGCUUUGUAUUCCUUUCAACAAUGACUUCCAAGUUCAUCACUGGUCGCAAAAAACACUGACGAGCAAAAGAAAUUGUUCCAAAAAAAGAUUUAUUAAAAUUGGGAUUCAAACACAAAAUAAUAUCACCCAAAUCAUGUAAAACAGAAAAUUAGAAAUUCAACAGACACAAAUGCAGCUUGCUUUAGUUCACUGAAUUCCAUGGGAAAUUACCUUUACUUACCAAUAUUGGAAAUCCACAAGAUUGAUGUGGGUAUAAAAACAGCUCACAAUAUUCUUCAGUGCAUAAGGAACACAGAAAUUAGUGCCACUAAAUAUUUUGGUGGCGCUCGUGCAGCAAUUACAAACAGUGGACAGACCCAGGACAGACAGUCACACAGUGGACAGAUCCAGGACAGACAAUCUCACAGUGGACAGACCCAGGACAGACGAGCACACAGUGGACAGAUCCAGGACGGACAAUCACACAGUGGACAGAUCCAGGACAGACAAGCACACAGUGGACAGAUCCAGGACAGACAAUCACACAGUGGACAGAUCCAGGACAGACAAUCACACAGUGGACAGACCCAGGACAGACAAUCACACAGUGGACAGACCCAGGACAGACAAUCACACAGUGGACAGAUCCAGGACAGACAAUCACACAGUGGACAGAUCCAGGACAGACAAUCACACAGUGGAUAGACCCAGGACAGACAAUCACACAGUGGACAGACCCAGGACAGACAAU
Messenger RNA from Haliotis rufescens (red abalone), 3552 nucleotides. RefSeq lists its product as uncharacterized. The record is from RefSeq and is a predicted model, not a curated record. Bases 307 to 1119 code for a protein of 270 amino acids. Gene Ontology annotation, biological process: generation of catalytic spliceosome for second transesterification step. NCBI's taxonomy places the organism in Eukaryota, Metazoa, Mollusca, Gastropoda, Lepetellida, Haliotidae. The transcript has 4 exons.